AUGCUUGCGCGAUCUAUUCUUCGUCCCACCACCGGCGCUGCUCUGCUCAAGACGGCUGUCCGUAACUCGACAAGGCGAACCGCCACAUCCUCCGCCACAUCGUCAAAUGCCGAAUCGCCGAGAAACCUGAACAUUGCAGGAACAGUUUCGACUUUGACGGCUAUCGGAUCUAUUGCCUGGUAUUAUCAGCAAUAUGGAUGCGGGUUUGGUGAAGUACAUGCUGCGACUCCAGCGGAGGAGGGAUUGCAUGCUCCGAAGUACCCAUGGGACCACCAGGGAUGGUUGAGCACCUUUGACCACCAAAGUCUCCGUCGUGGCUUCCAGGUCUACCGCGAAGUCUGCGCCUCAUGCCACUCUCUUUCACGUGUUCCAUGGCGUGCACUUGUCGGCGUGUCUCACACUGUCGACGAGGCCAAAGCUAUGGCUGAAGAGAAUGAGUAUGACGAUGAGCCCAAUGACCAGGGCGAGAUCCAGAAGCGAACUGGAAAGCUUUCCGAUUACAUCCCAUCGCCUUACCCUAACGAUGAAGCUGCCCGUGCUGCCAACCAGGGAGCCCUUCCACCAGACCUUUCUCUCAUCACCAAGGCAAGGCACGGAGGCUGCGACUAUGUCUAUGCUUUGCUGACAGGAUACCCCGAUGAACCCCCAGCGGGUGCUAAUGUUGCUGAGGGCUUGAACUUCAACCCGUACUUCCCUGGGACUGGAAUCGCUAUGGCCCGUGUAUUGUAUGAUGGCCUCGUAGAAUACGAAGAUGGAACCCCCGCGACCACAUCCCAGAUGGCCAAGGAUGUUGUGCAGUUCCUUAACUGGGCCGCGGAGCCAGAGAUGGACCAGAGGAAAAAGAUGGGAAUGAAAGUUAUCAUCAUUUCCUCUGUCUUGGUUGGUCUCUCAAUCUGGGUUAAGAGAUACAAGUGGGCUCCUAUCAAGGCUAGAAAGAUUGUCUACAACCCCCCCAAAUAA
This is a messenger RNA of Morchella importuna, 960 nucleotides long. RefSeq lists its product as uncharacterized. NCBI's taxonomy places the organism in Eukaryota, Fungi, Ascomycota, Pezizomycetes, Pezizales, Morchellaceae. Gene Ontology annotation, biological process: mitochondrial electron transport, ubiquinol to cytochrome c. Gene Ontology annotation, molecular function: electron transfer activity; heme binding. The coding region runs from base 1 to 960 and encodes 319 amino acids. The record is from RefSeq and is a predicted model, not a curated record. The transcript has 6 exons.